AUGCCUAGAGUUGGUGAAAACAGGUUUGGCGGGGAGAAUGAUGAACGUUUGGAGAAUGGAGAGGAAUUGGAGAUAGCAGCGACUGAGCGGCAGAAUUUACAAUCCCCGGCUGUCAGCGGCGGCUUGGACGUCAUUAAACCGAAGCUCAGUGGCCAAAGAACAGCGGCCUCCCCACAAGUUCGGCGCAGCCGGCGGAACAAGAUUCCCCAGAACCCCUAA
This is a messenger RNA of Fusarium venenatum, 219 nucleotides long. The record is from RefSeq and is a predicted model, not a curated record. Lineage: Eukaryota; Fungi; Ascomycota; Sordariomycetes; Hypocreales; Nectriaceae.